Choloepus didactylus (southern two-toed sloth) is the source of this 905-nucleotide messenger RNA. RefSeq names its product oligosaccharyltransferase complex subunit OSTC-like. The record is from RefSeq and is a predicted model, not a curated record. Bases 1 to 348 code for a protein of 115 amino acids. Lineage: Eukaryota; Metazoa; Chordata; Mammalia; Pilosa; Megalonychidae. Gene Ontology annotation, cellular component: oligosaccharyltransferase complex. The transcript has 2 exons.
AUGUCCUCAGGAGGCAAUUUGCGAAAACAAUCUUCUGUCUACCUCGGAAAGAAGUUUAUUCUGGAUCUGCAAAGACGUGCCUCUGCUGCCACCAACACGGAGACCUUGUACCGAGUACCGUUUUUAGUGCUCGAAUGUCCCAACCUAAAGCUGAAGAAGCCCCCCUGGGUUCACAUGCCGUCGGCUAUGACAGUGUACGCUCUGGUGGUAGUGUCUUACUUCCUCAUCACCGGAGGAAUAAUUUAUGAUGUUAUUGUUGAACCUCCAAGUGUUGGCUCGAUGACUGAUGAACAUGGGCACCAGAGGCCGGUAGCUUUCCUGGCCUACAGAGGCUAUCUGAUGGGUUAGAGUGCCUUUUGAGAUGAAAUCAAUGGAUACUGGAUUUGCUCCUGUUGAUGAAGUUUUAAAGGCUAUACCAAUCCUCUAAUAUGAAAUGUGGAAAAGCAGCAGAGGAAGAAGCAUCUAGUGAAAACAGGAAGCUUAUUAAAGCUUGGACUAGAAUUUCUUCUUGGUAAUAUCAGAGAGACAAUCAUAUCACAGUAUUUUUUCCUGCUGACCUAUGGUAGCAUACCAACAAUGUGAAGUGGCAUUUUCUUUUUAGAUUUUUAUUUCUAGAAGGAAAUAUACUCCAUUUCUACAACUAUAAUAUUGAAUAAAGUGAUUUUUUUUUUUAACAACCCCCUUAACAGUUUUUGGAGAUGGCAUUUCUGAUUUUCAGAAAUUAAUGUAAAAUCAAGAAGCAAGAUCCUGUAACCUGAGAACUCUGGACAAUUCAUCAGCUUUAUCUAUGGUGCUUUGCCUUUAAACAGAGUGUGUGAUAGUUCAUUAUUUCUGAUGUGUAUGUAAGAUUGUUUCCUGAACAAUAAGAUGUAUGAAAGGAGCAGAAAUAAAUAAUUUUUCUAAUU